UCCAGGUCGCGCGGGUUCCGGCCCCUGUGUCCGCCCCCUUCCUUCCUGGGCUCGGGCGGGUGCAGGGAAAAAGGGUGAAAGAGAAACUUGGCGACCUCCGGGAGGAGUUCGCGGAGCGACCAUGAGCGUGUGCCCGUCGUUCUUACCCGACACCCAGUUCCCCCACAGAGCCGGAAUUUCGUAACCUAGGGACUUCAUAGGUGGAAGUUAUGCCUAUAACUUUGGCUGCCUAAUUUUGCCAGCUUUGAAAUGUCUCCUUAAUUGGGUACCUUUGUCUAGCGGUCCCCAACCUAUGAUCUGAACAGAAUUAAGAAGAAAGAGCUUCCACAAUCAUAGCAGAUGAAGAUCCACUGGUAAAUUGAUCAGGAUUUUUGGCCUGCCCUCCCAAGAAAAGGAGCGGAAAGAAUGUCGGAGCGGGCCGCGGAUGACGUCAGGGGGGAGCCGCGCCGCGCGGCGGCGGCGGGCGGAGCAGCGGCCGCCCGGCAGCAGCAGCAGCAGCAGCAGCAGCAGCAACAGCAGCCUCCGCAGCCCCAGCGGCAACAGCAGCCGCCGCCGCCGCGGCGCCUACGGCCGGAGGACGGCGGCCCCGGCGCCGCCUCCACCUCGGCCGCCGCAAUGGCGACGGUCGGGGAGCGCAGGCCCCUGCCCAGUCCCGAAGCGAUGCUGGGACAGUCGUGGAAUCUGUGGGUCGAGGCUUCCAAACUUCCUGGGAAGGACGGGACGGAAUUGGACGAAAGUUUCAAGGAGUUUGGGAAAAACCGCGAAGUCACGGGGCUCUGUCGGGAAGACAUGCCAAUAUUUGGUUUUUGUCCAGCCCAUGAUGAUUUCUACUUGGUGGUGUGUAACGACUGUAAUCAGGUUGUCAAACCACAGGCAUUUCAAUCACAUUAUGAAAGAAGACAUAGCUCAUCCAGCAAGCCUUCUUUGGCCGUUCCUCCCACUUCAGUAUUUUCCUUCUUCCCUUCUCUGUCCAAAAGCAAAGGAGGCAGUGCAAGUGGAAGCAACCGUUCUUCCAGUGGAGGUGUCCUUAGCACAUCCUCAUCAAGUUCCAAGUUGUUGAAAUCGCCCAAAGAGAAACCACCACUCAGGGGGAACACCAGGCCAAUGCAUCCCAUUCAGCAGAGUAGAGUCCCCCAUAGUAGAAUCAUGACACCCUCUGUGAAAGUGGAAAAGAUUCAUCCCAAGAUGGAUGGCACACUACUGAAAUCUGCCGUGGGGCCAACCUGUCCUGCUACUGUGAGUUCCUCAGUCAAGCCUGGCCUUAACUGCCCCUCAAUACCAAAGCCAACCUUGCCUUCACCUGGACAGAUUCUGAAUGGCAAAGGGCUUCCUGCACCGCCCACUCUGGAAAAGAAAUCUGAAGACAAUUCCAAUAAUAGGAAAUUUUUAAAUAAGAGAUUGUCAGAAAGAGAGUUUGAUCCUGACAUCCACUGUGGUGUCAUUGAUCUCGACACCAAGAAGCCCUGCACCCGGUCUUUGACAUGCAAGACACAUUCCUUAACCCAGCGGAGGGCUGUCCAGGGUAGAAGAAAACGAUUUGAUGUGUUAUUAGCCGAGCACAAAAACAAAACCAGGGAAAAGGAAUUGAUUCGCCAUCUGGACUCUCAGCAACCACCGCAGCCUCUCAGGGACCCGCAUCCCGCCCCUCCUAGAACGUCACAGGAGCCGCACCAAAACCCUCACGGAGUGAUUCCUUCCGAAUCAAAGCCUUUCAUAGCUAGUAAACCUAAACCUCACACCCCCAGUCUUCCAAGGCCUCCAGGCUGCCCUGCUCAGCAAGGUGGGAGUGCCCCCGUUGACCCUCCUCCAGUCCAUGAAUCUCCACACCCUCCCCUGCCUGCCACUGAGCCAGCUUCUCGGUUAUCCAGUGAGGAGGGCGAAGGCGAUGACAAAGAAGAGUCUGUUGAAAAACUGGACUGUCAUUAUUCAGGUCAUCAUCCUCAGCCAGCAUCUUUUUGCACAUUUGGGAGCCGGCAGAUUGGAAGAGGCUAUUACGUGUUUGACUCCAGGUGGAACCGGCUUCGCUGCGCCCUCAACCUCAUGGUGGAGAAGCAUCUGAACGCGCAGCUGUGGAAGAAAAUCCCACCAGUGCCCAGUACCACAACACCUGUCUCCACACGUGUUCCUCACCGGACAAACUCUGUGCCGACAUCACAAUGCGGGGUCAGCUAUCUUGCGGCAGCCACCGUCUCUUCGUCCCCGGUUCUGCUCUCAUCCACCUGCAUCUCCCCAAAUAGCAAAGCGGUACCAGCUCAUGGAACCACACUAAAUGCACAGCCUGCCGCUUCAGGGGUCAUGGAUCCUGUGUGCAGUAUGCAAUCCAGACAAGUGUCCUCUUCAUCCUCAUCCCCUUCCACACCCUCUGGCCUUUCCUCGGUCCCCUGUUCCCCUAUGUCCAGGAAACCUCAGAAGUUGAAAUCCAGCAAGUCUUUAAGGCCCAAGGAGUCUUCUGGUAGCAGCACUAACUGUCACAAUGCCAGUAGCAGUACCAGUGGCGGCUCAGGAAAGAAACGCAAAAACAGUUCCCCACUGUUAGUUCAUUCUUCUUCCUCCUCCUCCUGCUCUUCUUCUCAUUCCAUGGAGUCUUUUAGGAAAAACUGCGUGGCUCACUCUGGGCCUCCCUACCCCUCAACGGUAACAUCUUCCCAUAGCAUCGGCCUCAACUGUGUGACAAAUAAAGCAAACUCGGUGAACAUCCGGCACGACCAGUCAGGGAGGGGCCCCCCCACCGGGAGCCCUGCUGAAUCCAUCAAGAGGAUGAGUGUGAUGGUGAACAGCAGCGAUUCCACUCUUUCUCUUGGCCCAUUCAUUCACCAGUCCAAUGAACUGCCUGUCAACUCCCAUGGCAGUUUUUCACACUCACACACUCCUCUAGACAAACUCAUAGGAAAGAAAAGAAAGUGCUCUCCCAGCCCGAGCAGCAUCAACAACAACAGCAGCAAACCCACAAAGGUUGCCAAAGUGCCAGCCAUGAACAACGUCCACAUGAAACACACAGGCACCAUCCCAGGGGCACAAGGACUGACAAACAAUUCCCUCCUUCAUCAGGAUAUCUCCUCACCUUGCUUACGAACAGGAAUUUCAGCAGCAUCACCCCAGAGCCCUGAUUUAAAAUCCAAAGGCACGUCCCUGACAGCUGAAAAUAGCACGGGGAGGAAUAAUCCGGACACUUUUGAGGACAAGUUACACCUCUGCUCAGCACUCUGGACUCCACGAUGCCUUUGAGUCUGUUUUCCCAACCUCCUGUGGGCCUCAAGGGUAGAAACCUGCCGGGCUGUUGUUUUAACAAGGAUUUUCCUGAAGCUAUGUCUGUAGCAGUGAGUACUCAUAAAGGACACUGGAUCAAGUUCAGCCACCGAAUUGCUUUUAUCAGUGUUAAAGUGGUCUGGACUGCUUGCUACCAAUCUGUGAGAAGUUUUUGUUUUUGUUUUGUUUUUAAACUUGCAGUAUAUCACGGAGCCACUCUUCAAGUAGAUUGGCUGGGCAAAAGAAUGUUUUGGCAAGAGCGUUACUGUAGACCUUUCUCCCUUCUCCCUCUCUCUGCCUUUUUUUUUUUUUUUAAAAAAACACUGUCUUCUGUAGGUCACCCUCGGGCAGUUAGGCACCUUAACUGGAGACUGGAGACCUUCCAGAGGAGAGAGCUGCACCCUGAGCAACCCUCUGGAGAAGUGAAUUUGGCUUUAGAUUUUUACAGAAGUGUUUCAGGAAUGGAAUAUGGACAUUAGCGCAAGGCACCAUGACAAAAUAGCCCUGCCUUUUGCAAGUAAUUUGGGAUAAGAAGCUGUCAGAAGUUUCUAACUUAUGAACUGGUUUGAAACUGUUGAUGCCCAGAGUCCCAGAGAGCAAGUAUAAACCAUUUUAGAGGGUUACUUUUUAUGGUACAAAAGCAAUUCUAUGUGAUGAAAAAAAAUGAAAGAAAGAAAACACCAAGCCAGUUUUGAUAAAGGAAAGCCAAAUUGGGGGGAGGGGAGGGAUGGGAAAGGUGAAAUCACUAUAGGGAGAAAAAACUUUUUCCAAAAUUUCCAAAGAGAUGGACUUUUCUUAUCCUUUAAGUUUUCAUGGUAAACAGUAUGUCAGAUUGGGUUGGUUGUCCUACUCAGUCUCUUUUUAAAUAUUGCCUUUAUAAGUGACAUUGUUAGGGUGUGCUUAAAUGUUUCCAGGGCACACUCUGCAUUUCCCCCAUCUUCCUCUUUGGGUACUGUCCUGGGACUAAGUGUAGAUUUCUGCUUUGGACUCUCCCAGUGUGGUAUGUGUCUGUACUCCCCUUCGUGCCCUUCCAGAUACUUAUUUGGAUAUGGUUGGGGUGGAGAGCAGUCACGAAGGGAGGGGAGUUGGAGAACAUGUACGUGUCCCCCAUACGGAGGUCUUAUGUGAUGUGUGUAUAGGAAUUCCCUGAUACACACCCUCCUUUGUUGAGAUUAGUGCCAGCCAUCUUCCUGAGAGAGUUGUAGAGCCAUCCAGGAUAUUUUUUCUAAUACCCCAUCCAAAAAGAAAGAGCUUAAUAUGUUAAAACAGCAUUGCUUGAGAAGGUGUCAUUGAAUUUUGGGGAUGAGCUGGGGCCUUUUAAGGGGUGAUCCCACUACCACAGCUCCUGACGUGAGAACCAGGCACUUUUGCUUUGAAGAACACACAAAGUUGCCGAACACAGGGUAAAAUUUCCAAGGCUUUGCUUAUUGCCCUGGCCAGGGCCUGAACAGAGCCAGUCAGUGCAUCCUUUUUUUCCUACAGUUCUUGGGUUUCAAACUUCAUUUUCAGGGAAUUUCAAUUCAACAGGUAGAAUGAAAAAUACUUGGUUACCAGCCUAAUAAUGUGAAUUGCUACAGAAUUAUUCUUAUUAAGUAAGAAAACAAAAACUUUAUGCAGAUACUUUAGCUAUAAAUUGAUGUAAAAUAUUGAUCUUUUUUUUUAAAGGAAAGGGAGAACGGUGUCCUGUUCACUUAUUAUGCAAUCAAAUCAGUAAAUGAUACUAUUGGUGAGGUUAGUAAGGAGAGAGCAUGGAUGGGCCCAUUUGGUGUAGUUAGGAGAAAUCAGUCUGUUCCAUCCCAGUGUCGGGGGAGAGAGGAGGAGGUGAGAAGGAAUCAGAACGUACCUAGUUGAUUCCUUGGUGACAAGUGCAAUGGGGUAUGGGUAGAAUUUAUUUUCAGAGCCAAGGGGACUUGAUGGUUAUAAAUAAAGUUACUUUUAGCGAUGGAAUUUAUAGACAGAUCAUGUUGUUCCGAAAGAUGUGAAUAGGAUCCACAAUAGCAAGUUGAUUCAGAAUAGUGUAGAUAUUUAGAUUAGCGAGUAUUGAUCAUUUGAUUUCUUAGACUGAAGUUUUAAUAGAAUUUCAUUAUGUCUCCCGGUAAUACACAGAGCAUCGGGAUUAGGAAAUUAGCCAUUUUGGAUUCUGCCUGCCACAAACAGACCUAUUCUAAACAGUGCUAUUAAAUUUUAGACUGUUGUUCAAAUAUUUUAUUUUCUCCUACAAGUACUUUUUAUUAUGAUGAACAAUUAAGACCAUUUAAAACACAGGAGUACAAGUAUUUUUUUGAAUUAAAUUAACUUGCAAAAACCAAAUUUGCAGUGGUUGGGUUGUUUCUAGACAGACUUUGGUAUCAAUUUAAAACCAAGAUAAUUUUUAUAUUCUUUCCGAUAGAAUUUCAUGACAACUCCUGCAGUUUUCUUAACCUACAAAAAAAAAAAAAAAGUGCUGCAAUGAUGAACAAAGAAUUAUACAAAACCUACUUUUGUAUCUUUAUUUUGGAAUUUCUUGUUCUAUUAUAAAUAUGGAAGUAUCCCUAUUUCAGAAGACAUAUUUUGUUAAAAAUGAAUUGUACAUAUUUAAAUAUGUAUUUUUGCACAGGUCUUUUUUUCUGAUAUCCUGUUUUGGUACAAUUGAGAUCAUCUAGUAUUUAUUUAUUAAUUAAUAAAAGUAAAUACCUUUUUAUAAUUUGAAGUGGUUCACUGCCAAGCCAAUAGUUCUGGAACCUGCCUCCUUUACAGUUUAAGGGAUGCCUCUGUUCUGUGAAAGUCUUUGUCCCUUUUAAUGUCUCGGGAGUGGAUUCAUACAGAUGAAGUGGGCAUUGCUUCUCCCUAGUUGCCUGAUUACCCGAUUGACUACACGUAAUUAAGUGACACACUGCUUUUCUUUUGUUAGUGUUUGUGUGUGUGUGCGUGCGCGUGCGUGCGUGCGUGUGUGCCUGUGUAUGUGUGUAUACUCUGAGCACAUGUAUGUUAGUAUGUGAUGUGGUUUAAAACUAAUGGAAAAAACUGAAAGUGCCUGAACCUAGUUUUAAGCUUAGACAGAAUCUCUUUAAAAAGACUUGAAUGUUCAGUUGAACUUUUGGAGUUUGCUUUUUCCACCUAAAUAUUAUUUCUAAAAUUUUAGGGGAGGAGUUGAAAACCAAUGCUGGUAAUUUUAUAAGGUAUUUUAAAAAUUCAGACCUUUUGGUUCACAGUAAUUCAACUGGUGAUGGAUUGCCCAGUGGCACCAAGGGUUACAAAUCUUUUUGUCAGCCAGCAACUUACACGAUGUGUUUGUUUUGUUAUUCACUCAUAAAAUACAGAGUUUAAAAUAGAAUAUUUAAAAUAUUUUGUAUUCCAAAAAUAUAAUACAAAGAAGUACCUCUGAGAACAUUGAAAAAAAAAUGUAUAAUUUGAAAAAUGUAACUUAUAAGGCAGCUGUCUUCCUGCAAGAGUUCUGUUGCCAAGGAAUUUCUUAAUGUCUCUCAUUCUGUCCUGAGGGGAAGGGGGAGUUGGGCUUUGAAAAAUUACUGUUCAAAGUUUCAUUGUUUAGCAGAAAAUAAUCAUUUUUACAUUUUGUGCAAAGCAUUUUACAUUUUCAGAUCAUUUAAAUGAGCACUACAUACUGUCAGUGUGAAUGUAGGGCCUUGAAAGCAUUUUGCUGUUUUUUUUUUUUUUGUUUUGUUUUUCCGAGCUUGGUUAUAAAAGCAAUCUCCUGUGUUAAAAAUGUGUGAAUAGUUUGAUAAUCUGUACACAUAAUCAAGAGCAUCUCAGCUGGACUUUGUGUUGGCUGCUGUAUAGAACAUGAACAAAUGUCAAGGGAUAGAAAAUUACUUUGGAUAUUUAAAAGAGAAGAAAUAUAUAGUCUAUUUGUUUUGUAACAAGUUUCUGUAAAUAAAAUAAUUUAUACUAUUUAUAAGAAAAA
Messenger RNA from Lemur catta (Ring-tailed lemur), 7147 nucleotides. RefSeq names its product ataxin 7 (gene ATXN7). The transcript has 15 exons. Lineage: Eukaryota; Metazoa; Chordata; Mammalia; Primates; Lemuridae. Bases 406 to 3225 code for a protein of 939 amino acids. The record is from RefSeq and is a predicted model, not a curated record.